This is a messenger RNA of Suillus subalutaceus, 1453 nucleotides long. Its product is annotated as squalene epoxidase-domain-containing protein. Gene Ontology annotation, cellular component: membrane; endoplasmic reticulum. The transcript is spliced from 5 exons. The record is from RefSeq and is a predicted model, not a curated record. Bases 1 to 1398 code for a protein of 465 amino acids. Lineage: Eukaryota; Fungi; Basidiomycota; Agaricomycetes; Boletales; Suillaceae. Gene Ontology annotation, biological process: ergosterol biosynthetic process. Gene Ontology annotation, molecular function: squalene monooxygenase activity; flavin adenine dinucleotide binding.
AUGCUGUCUUCUUCUUACGACGUACUCAUUGUUGGUGCCGGUGUAGCAGGCCCAGCCCUUGCUUAUGCCCUUGCCACAAAGACAUAUGCUAAGCGUAACGCUCCUCUUCGGAUAGCUCUGCUUGAGCGUUCCCUGUCGAAGCCAGACCGUAUGGUCGCCGAAUUACUCCAGCCAGGUGGCGUUGCCUCGCUCAAGAAGCUUGGUCUGGAGUCAUGCCUCGGGGAUUUUGGCUCUACCCCUUUGUCAGGGUUUUAUGUUAUGCGAGGGGAGCGUGUCAUUCGCAGCUCAUUCCCUGAAGGCUAUGAGGGGCGAGCUUUCGAACAUGGGGAAUUUAUCAUGGCCUUGCGCAACCGCGCACGGCGGGCGCCCAAUGUCGACAUGAUCGAGACCACAGUAACCGGUCUCAUCGAGAACGAUGACACACAUCGCGUAAUAGGUGUUCGCACCUCCAAAGCGGAUGGUCAGUCAGAGUCAUACUUUGCUGACCUCGUCGUUCUCGCAGACGGCUCCCUAUCCAAGUUCAGGACUGCCGUCCUCGGGAACAUGCCGUAUGAGCCCUCGCAAAAGGGUUAUUUGGCAGGUCUAAUUGUGAAAGACCUGACGCUGCCGGCGCCAAGGUAUGCCACUAUGAUUGUACUGAAAGGCGCUGGACCGGUCGUCCUUUAUGAGCUCCCCAACAACGAGUAUCGGAUGCUGGUCGAGUUGAAGGCGGCACCGCUAGACCUCAAGGAUCAUAUAUUGCGCAACGUUGUUCCUCAGCUUCCAUUAUCGGUACGCGCGCCCAUCCUCAAUGCUCUGGAAACGUCGCGUUUGCGACGAGUCCCGCAUUAUUAUCUUCCGCCCACAAAGCAGGGAGAAUCUAGCAAGGCAGGCGCAUUCUUACUGGGAGAUUCAUUAAAUAUGCGCCACCCGCUAACUGCGGGUGGAAUGACGGUCGCCUUGAAUGACGUAGUCAUUCUCUCUGAUCUUCUGGCCCACAUCGAGAAUUUUGGUAACUGGGAUGAAAUAUCAGCCGUACUCCGGAAGUGGACCCACAUGAGAAAACCGCUCGCAUCCACCAUCAAUACCAUGAGCAUGAGUUGGGCUGGCCUAUUUUCAGCUGAAGGCGAGGCGUUUGAGAUUCUGCAAGACGGAGCAUUCCAGUUUAUCGGGCAAGGUCCCAAGUAUUCCGAGGGACCCAUGGCAUUAGCAGCUGGGAUCACUGCGUCUCCGUUACUGCUGGCAUACAAUUCUCUUGCCAUAGCGUUUUACUCCAUUUGGGUGUUGUUCACCCACCCCAGACCUGGAAAUAAAUUUGCUCCGCAAUUUUACGAAUACCCAUUGCUUUUGGUUAAAGCAUUGACCGUCCUGUGGACUAUCGGCAACGUGAUGGGGCCGGUGUUGUGGGCGGAAAUGUGAUCCCUUUACGACCUAUACGACAUAUAUCAGUGAUGACUUCUAAUGUUAUGCUUCA